This is a messenger RNA of Acanthochromis polyacanthus (spiny chromis), 2664 nucleotides long. RefSeq lists its product as uncharacterized. NCBI's taxonomy places the organism in Eukaryota, Metazoa, Chordata, Actinopteri, Pomacentridae. The coding region runs from base 1780 to 2469 and encodes 229 amino acids. The record is from RefSeq and is a predicted model, not a curated record. The transcript is spliced from 8 exons.
CCGAACAACGGCGGAGGGUCCGGGCGGAGGACGGAGCAGAGCAGAACCGCUAGAGACGGAACCUCCUCCCCCGCCAUCUUGGACUCUACAGCGCCUGCUUGUGACGUAGCAGAACCCACAUUAAAGCGGGUCCAGCUGGUUCUGUCUGUUCGCUGCAGCUUUAAGGACGCAGCUCUUCGGUAACCAGCCGAGGUGUUGACAGCGUCGAUCCUCGUCGACCUGCGGGAGGCGUCGCUCCCGGCAGAGUCGACAGCUGAAGCUUGGGAGGCUGUCUGAGGGCGCCGGAGCUCCCAGCAUGCAUCUGACUGGAUCAGGAGGACCUGGGCCCGGACCGGCUGCUGCUGGGAGGCUCGGCCUGCAGGGGGCAUCUUCCUCCAGGCGGCUCCGACUCCUGAGACUCUGAAAACCAAACAAAUGUCCACAAACAAACUGCUGCAGGCCGAGUGGAGCCGAUGAAGCCUCUGAGUGUAGCGAACAACUGUUUUUAUUAUUAAUUAGGUUUAGAAAGCAACCAGUUCAAAGUACGGCUGCACAAUGUAACAAAAACACUAUAAUUUUUAGUUUUCCUGUGGAAAAAAAAUGCAGAAGUCUACACCAACGGCAACAAUAUUUUGGACAUUAAUGACUUUAUAAUGUUAUUUUUUGGGUCUAAGCUGCUAUUAAACAGACAAACAGUUUAAUGUUAGAGGGUUUAAGGAUCAGACUAAUUCCUGGGGAGGUUUUCUGUGGUGCAGACGGGGAAGAAUCUGAGUUGUAAUGGGAAGGAAAACUUCAUUAGUGACAGUUUGGUCAUUAUUUGUGUAACCCUUCUGUUACUGAAAUAGGAAAUGCUCUUUUAAGAUGGAUUUUGCAUUGAAUAUUUUGCAGUUAAUCAUGUCUGAUGCGUCGUUAUCAGUAAGAUGAACCAAAUCUGAGGUUCACACUGUGAUUUCUCAUCAAAAUCACUUUAUUCUGCAUGUCUUGUUUUAAAAAAUUGCCAAAAAUAUACGGUUUGCUCUAAGCAGAUUCUGUAAAAAACACAAAAAUUCUGCACUUCUUGUUGGAAUUGUGAAGCCUUUAGUGACUCAGCUGUGACCAACAGUGAUGUGAUAAAAAAUCAUAGACCUUCUGGAUGAACUUCAGGAUGUGUUAACACAAAACAAAGAGGAGACAACUUCAGAAGCAAAUAGAAAAUGCAAAUAAUAAAAUAUGUUAGCAUGUUUGACACCCCUGUUUUAGAACCUUUUUCAUGUGGUGUAAUUAACUCCAUCCAAAAUAGUUUUUUUUCCCCAGAUGUGGCUCAUUACAGAGUUUUAUAUGAGCUUCAGAAACUCAGCCAAACACUCAGGAUUUCAUUUUCAAACAGCUUUAAUUUUACACCUCCACACGUACAGCAACAAUAAAGUACAAUAAAAACUGGAUUUUCACCAAAAAAAAAAGCAUAUCGGACUCAAUCAGACAGAACAAAGACAUCAACCAUCAGACAAUCAGUUCAAUCAGUUAAGUUCUCUGUGUAUUUCUUCGCUUCAGACUUUGUCCUGGAGGUUUCUCAGCGAUAACCAGAGCCGGUUGAAUCCUCUAAAAUCCGAAGCGAUGCUCCAUCCAACGUCACCGAUCAUCCUCAGGAGCAGAGUGAAAGUUUCCUGAGUGCCGGUCAGAGGAAACACCGGAGCCUGAACGUAUGACUGCUGUGUUCAUGGAGGAACCAACGUCUGGACUCUCCUCCAGAUGAACCGACCGACGGGCUGAUUCCAGGACGAGGCCGAGCUGCAGGGAUUCCAGAUCCAAACUCUCGGGACAAUGGAAGUUUCGUCUCAGCCGUCUCCUCUGAAUGAAGACCUGAAACUGGACCCUCAGAGUCUCCAUCAGGACCAGAACCAGCAGAGUCCUGAGUGUUCAGGUCCAAGUCCAGUCCAAGAUCUGGAGCAGAUUCAGGACUCUGUGGAUGGAGCUUCACCUCAGCAUCAGGACCGAACAGAGCGUCACUCGGUUCAUCACCUGGACUCGGAGCGUCACCUGACAUCCACGACGGCCAAUCAGGAAGAAGGUGGCAGCGUGCCAUCGCUGGUCGUCACGGAGGCCGAGGAGUUGCGGAUGCCUCCUCCAGCAGCACCUGUGAGUCCAGUAGAAGCAGCAGCGCCUCAGAAACCAGAGCGUCCAUCAGAUCUGGUGAUCCCUGCAGCGGCUGGCGUGAUGACCGACUCGAUCCUGAGCUCCGGCAGCGACGGAGCAGAUAUGACCUGCAGCGACCUCAUGUCUCUGAGGAGCGACUCCAUUUCUCUGGCCAGCGAACCAGCCGUCUCCAGGAGGAGUGAAGACGACGACACGAGGAGCGUCGCUGCUUCGUCCGUCAUGUCUCUGUUCCACAGACUGCAGCUGGAUCCUCUGGAGAAGGACUGGAUGAGGAGCUGUGCUUCAGGAAACAUGGCCGCCCAACGUCAGCUGCUGGCUCAGGAGCCCAGCCUGGUCUUAAAGAAGGUACAGACGUGACUCUGAACAGACUCAAAAACUAAUUCAUCACCAUUUAAACAAGAUAUUUCACCCUUCAAACACCAAAGCCCACCAGCGAGUGUGAAAUCCAUGUUAUAUAUUUUUAAAAUCUCAAAAAUGACACCAUUUUUCAGAGCCAGAAACUUAAAAACAGAAAGAAUAAUCAGAUUUCAACUUUCCAAUAGUCCUUGAACU